This is a messenger RNA of Blepharisma stoltei, 3590 nucleotides long. The record is from the annotation of a GenBank genome assembly. Lineage: Eukaryota; Ciliophora; Heterotrichea; Heterotrichida; Blepharismidae.
AUGAGCAGCAAUUUUGACACUGACCAAGCUUUGGAAGUCAUGAAAUGAUUAAAAGGCGAAGAUGAUGGAGUCCAGAGAUAUAGAGGAAUGCCUUUUGCGAAUACAGAAUGAUUUAUCAUUGACAAUGUUUGGCUGAAAAAGUGAAAAAAGCUAGCAGGGUUUUUACAGGAAGAUUUAGAUGUCCAAAGUCUUGGGGAAAUCGAUAACUCUGAUUUAAUUGAUAAUAGUGAUGACGUAUGAAAGGAAAGAGAUGAGGUUGUGCUAAAAAAUACUCUAGCUUUAGCAAUUGACUAUGAAAUUAUACCUAGAAAGGCAUGAAAAUAUUUUUCUGAGAAAUACGGUUGUAAAGACGGAUCAGAAAUCUCCAGAAAAAGCAUAGAAAUCUCAGGCUCUGAAACGCAAGUUGAAGUUAAGUAUAAGCCUAUUAAAACUAUAGUUUGAAGAGGAAAUAAUUGGGAAACUGAUAAUCCAGUAACUAUAUUUAUUUCAAGAAAAGCAUGAAUCAGGGACUUUAGGCACAAAUUCCGAAGAAUCAUGAGGGAAAAAAUCCAGUCACUUAUAGACGACGAUGAUAUGAAAAUUUGGAAACUCGACCCUACCGUUUCCCUCGCCGAUCUCAAAAAUCUUGCCAAAGCCGAUCAUCUGCCUAUCAAAUUCCCAGGAAAAUCUCUCGACACAAACGAAGUUAUCGAAGAAUCAGAAAUUGCUGACGAAGACAUUAUACUGAUAGAAGUCAGAAAAUUUAGCCUUGAAUGGACAUUUGCCAAAGAAACCCCAGCUAAAAGAUGCGAAAGCUGCAGAACAGAAAUAUCGUCAUGGGUAGAAUGCAUCAGCAUUAACAUUGUUGGAGAUUUUAACGUAUUUCUCUGAUUCGCAGGGUGAUUUAACAAAGCCACAAGAGCUCAUCCCAGUAGACUCCAACUGGUGACGUCACCGGGCAUUUCCGACGUACCAUUUUUAUCGGGUCGUGGACCAUCCUAAGUAAGUGACGGCCAAUUGAAGGCCAGAUCUCACAGGCUGUGUUGCCUUGCUUAAAACUUGACUCCUGCGCGUUAUGCCGCUUAUGGUCUCCCUUCUCAGGAGUGUUAAGCAGUAAAACCCUAUGUCCACCAAGCAUCCAAGGAUCAGGCCAGGAGACUUUCACUCCCCGUUGCUUGCCUGAUAUUGCUGGAUGAGGGUCCCACCGGGAAAAUUGAAUCCUAUAAUAAUAAAAUUGGCCAAAAUAGCGAAAAUUCUUCAGAGAAGAAUUUCCUCGACGCCAUUUCAUUAUUUCAUGGGUAGAAUGCAAAUGUAAAAAAUUUUUAUAUUGCAAUGAAGAAUGUAAGAAACGAGACUCAAAAUUCCAUUGGUGUGAUGGAGCUAUCAGCAAUAAUCAAUAUUCUUAUCAAAGCCAAAACAAUAACUAUUACUCUUCUUAUAGCUCAAAUCCUUAUUCUAGCAGUCCUUAUAGAUAUAAUCAGCCUGAACAAAAAGUUUUAGCAAGGACUAGUUCUAGCAAGCUUGGGAUCGUCGGACUGCAGAAUUUAGGGAAUACGUGCUUUAUGAACUCAGGGCUCCAAUGUGUCUCCAAUACAUAUGUUUUGACUGAACAUUUAUUAUCUGAUAAAUAUCUGAAUGAAAUUAAUAGAUCAAAUCCUAUGGGAACUGGAGGAGCGCUAGUCCAAGAUUAUGCAGCUCUAGUUAAAGAUAUGUGAUAUGGGAGCAGCAGCUCUGUGUCUCCAUGAAAUUUUAAGCGAGCUCUUGGCAGGUUUGCGCCCCAGUUUUCAGGCUUUAAUCAGCAUGACUCUCAAGAAAUGGUAUCAUUUCUACUAGAUGGGAUUCACGAAGACCUAAAUCUUGUCAAAGCGAAGCCUUAUGUAAGUGAACUUAAAACUGCUGAACUCUCAGAAACUGAAAUUGCAAAUCUAUUUUGGUCUAACCACAUCUCAAGAAACCAAAGUAUCAUAGUUGAUCACAUGCACGGCCAAUAUCGUUCUGAAGUAGAAUGCCCUGACUGCUUCAAAAAAUCGCUUGCUUUUGACCCAUUCCUUAUGCUGACCCUACCAAUCCCAUCUAAUCAACAGACCUCUCUAGAUCUUGUUUUUAUCCCUUAUAACUCCCAAUCUGCAAUUAAAAUCAGAAUUCAAGUCAAAGAAAAUGCUUAUUUCAAAGAAGUUAAGCACGAAGUCUCCAGAUUGCUAUCAAUUAAUCCUAAUUGUAUAGUUCUUGCUGAAUUAUCACAUGGGUAUAAUAUUGAAAGAUUUAUUGAUGAUGACGAAAGAGUGCUAAAAAAUGCCCAGCCAUAUGCAUAUCAGACACCUGAAAUUACAAAUGAUGACUGUGUAGUACAAAUUAGCUUUAUUAAAGAGACCAGGUAUUUGUUUUCAUCGAGUUCUCCAGCAGGAUUUCAGAGGUUUAUUGUACUUAAUAAAAAUUCGACUAUAGAAAAUCUACAUCAUGCGAUUUUUGAGUUUGUGGCGAAUAUAGGGAAUAUUGAGCUUUAUCCGAAUUUGCGUGAAAAAUUUAAUCAGAGUAUGCCUUCAUUGAUAGGUGGAAGGGAUUCUGAUAUAUUUUCGUUGAAAUUGAUAAACCCAUACCAAAAGAAAAAUUAUUAUGGCAAAGUCAAGCAAUGUCCUUAUUGUUUGCAAACAAAGUGCAAUAGCUGUCCUUUACCCUAUACAGAAGAACCUUUAAUUAAUUAUUUUGAAAAAUCAAAUGAAAAAAUACUCAAGGUCGAGGUCACAUUUUCUAAAAAUAUUGGUUUUUCUUUAAUAACCUUAAGCUCAAUCGAAACUCAUGUAUCCUGCCAAGAAAAUAUCAAGCCAAGAUCCACUCGUGUUACUCUUUAUGACUGUCUCCACCAAUUUUCACAGCCAGAAAAGCUUGACCAAGACAACACUACAUAUUGCUCCAAAUGUGAAGGCCAUAAAAGAGGCCUUACUCCCCUCCAUUAGCGAACAGAAUCAUUGGAAAAAUCCCUAUUUUUUUGAGUAAAAGCCCACCCUCAAAAUUUUUUAAUAUAAAAAUUUUUUAUGACAAAAAAUUUGAUGUAUAAGUGAUAAUUAGUAUAAUGAAAUCUCUAGCUAAUUCUGGUUAAUUUUAAACAGCUUGCAUUUUAAAACAUAAAUUUUGCAAAUUAAAUUAAUUUUACUUCUCAAUUUUUAUACAAACUCAAAUAUUUAGAUUUUUAAUAAAAAAAAUUUACGAUAAAGUUUAUAUGAGCGAACAAAAUAUUUUUUGCUCGCUCACGAGGGGGAGUUAAAAAAAUGGAUAUUUAUAAGCUGCCAAAUAUUUUGAUAAUUCACCUGAAGCGAUUCAAGCAUUCUCAAUAUUCUUAUAACUCAAAAAACGACAAGCUAGUUGAAUUCCCAGUAGAAGGGCUUGACAUGGGGAGAUUUUCUAUAACUAGAGGAGACUGAAUAUAUGAUCUUUAUGCAAUUUCUAAUCAUUAUGGAUCUUUGGAUGGAGGUCACUAUACCGCCUAUGCGAAAAACCAUGAAAAUGGCCGAUGGUAUGAAUUUGACGACUCCCAUGUAUCUCCUAUAUCAGAGCCUGUCGAAAACACUCUUAUAAAAUCAUCUGCAUAUGUGCUGUUUUAUAAGAAAAGAUAG